Messenger RNA from Triticum turgidum subsp. durum (durum wheat), 267 nucleotides. Lineage: Eukaryota; Viridiplantae; Streptophyta; Magnoliopsida; Poales; Poaceae. The record is from the annotation of a GenBank genome assembly.
AUGCACGACAAAGGUGACUACAAGUCUGGGUGGCAGCUCGAGAGGGAGUGGGAUGAGGCCGAGAAAGCCCACAAACGACGCAUAGUGAUGCGUGAGUUGGAUGUUAGUGAUGUCAAGGCAGAGGAGGAAGACAGUGAUGACGAGAACGCACUGCCCUUUGCCUGCUUCAUAUGCAGGGAACCCUUUGUUGACCCGGUAGUCACAAAGUGUAAGCAUUAUUUCUGCGAGCAUUGCGCAUUAAAGCACCAUAUGAUUAUGGAUAUAUGA